Messenger RNA from Onthophagus taurus, 2651 nucleotides. It is a transcript of the gene hrm, whose product is annotated as solute carrier family 16 member hermes. Gene Ontology annotation, molecular function: monocarboxylic acid transmembrane transporter activity. The record is from RefSeq and is a predicted model, not a curated record. Gene Ontology annotation, biological process: transmembrane transport; monocarboxylic acid transport. NCBI's taxonomy places the organism in Eukaryota, Metazoa, Arthropoda, Insecta, Coleoptera, Scarabaeidae.
AGCGUUGCUCAGUCAGUCAGUUCUGCCUGUCUAUCAGCCAGAACGUGCUGACUACGUUUUUGAGUCGUUUUUCGCUUCGCCAUUCGAUUUUAAAACGUGUAAAUGUGAGAAUCGUAAUCUUUAUUUAUCGGCACGUUUCACAAUCAACUAUCAGUUUUUCCCAUCAAAUAUCGAACCUCGGCUUCUGUUUAAAUCAAUUUCGUAGUGAACGAUCUUAGUAUUUUCAAUUUAAGUGAAAAAUUUACCAAAUCAAAUUUUUAUAUAUCGUAUCAUGGACGUGACGAUAUUUGUGUUUUUGGAAGUACAACAACGUGACAAUGUCUGAGAAAAACAAUUCUAGGAAAGAAAAUGAAUCAAAAAAAAUUAAACGAGGUGUCUCAAUCAAAGAAAGUAAUGAGAAAAAUAUGCGGAAUUGGAAAUUAGUACCACCGGAUGGAGGAUGGGGUUGGUUGGUCCUUUUUGGGGCCACGUUAGUAAACAUCCUCAUUCCAGGAACCGUUAAAUCGUUUGGCGUACUUUUCGUCGAAUUUCUUGAAGUAUUUGAUGCUGGACCUUCUGCAGCCGCUUGGAUACCAGCUUUAUGUUACUUCCUUUACAGCUCUUUAGGCCCAUUAUCGAGCAUACUUUCACUCAAAUAUUCUUAUAGAACUGUUACUCUUAUUGGUGGAACAUCUUCUGCUCUUGGUAUGAUCAUUAGCUUUUAUGCUGAUUCUGUUAAUUAUCUUUAUAUAAGUUAUGGAAUAUUGGUUGGAACAGGAGCUGGAUUGGCGUUUCCACCCACCGUGUAUAUAGUAACAAAUUAUUUUGAAAGAUUACGCGGAUUAGCAAAUGGAAUAUGCAUAUCUGGAUCAGCGAUCGGUUCAAUAAUUUUACCACCACUUUUAAGAAUACUUUUAACGAAUUAUGGUUACCGAGGUGCGGUAUUAAUAAUGGGUGGAGUAACGUUAAACGUUUGGGUUGCGGCUCUUUUCUAUGAACCCGUUGAAAAGCACAUGAUAAAAGUGCCAAAAAAUACGGAUAAAAUCAUCGAAGAAGAUGAAGAAGAAGAACCGGAAGAUCAUCCGUUGUUUCGUCCAACGUUCCAACUUAGUAGCGAUGAUCAAAGCGGUUUAAACUUAACUAGAAACAAUUCAUUCGCGGAUACAACUCAAGAUUCGUUUUUUCGAAGUCCAAGCACGAAGGAACGUAAAAUAAGCGCGACAUCUAAAGGUGAAUUAACGAGAGUAAGAAGCGGCGCUGCUUUAAGAAGUAAUAAAAAUAGUUCUUCCGGUUUGAGUUAUUUAAAUAGUACUUCCGGUCUAGAUGCGGUACCGGAAAAUGAGAUUCAAAAUAAAUUGUUAAACGUAAAACGAAGUCGAACGCCGAAAAGAAGUCCGUCAACAAGUUCGUUUCAAUACGUUUCGACACCAUAUCACGGAAGUACAUUAACGUUACAACCGGAAAUGAUCGCGAGUACAUUUAGUUUAAAAUCGGCUGCCAAAGACGAAGUGAAACCAAAAAACAAAUUAUUUGAUAUCACGCUAUUAAAAGAUCCCGUUUAUUUAAUUAUAUUAAUAUCAAAUUGUACAAACGCUAUAAGUUAUACAAAUUUUAUUAUUUUAUUACCAUCGUAUGCGUUAGUAUUAGGUUUUGGUAAAGAUAGCGGUGCACUGUUGCUCUCUAUUGUAUCCGCUUUUGAUUUAGCUGGAAGAAUUGGUGGUUCAGCUUUAUCAGAUUUACCAAUAAUACCAAAAGAAGCUUAUUUUAUCGGUGGUCUUUUAAUAAGUGGAAUAUCUUUAGCAUUAUUGCCGUUAGCAAGUGAUAUUAAAGUAAUUUGGGGUAUUUGCGGUAUAUUCGGUUUAGCUUCCGGCAUUUACGUCGGUGUCACAGCUGUUAUAAUGGCGGAUUUGCUCGGUACCGAACGCAUACAAUCAUCGUAUGGUAUUUCAUUAUUCGUUAACGGAUUAAUACAAUUAGUUGGCCCGCCGCUUUGCGGUUUAUGGAUCGAAAAAACCAAUUCUUAUUCGUCGCUUUUUUCCUCUUUGGGUGUCGUUUUGAUUAUUGGUGCUUCAAUUUGGGGACUAUUACCAUUUGUUAAGCGUGACAAUCGGGACGCCAAUCAAGAGGAAACCACUACCGAAUGUUGAGUUUCGGACAAAUUAAAUAUACAGGGUGUUUAUUUACGACUUAACAUUCGUACUUCCAAAUAAUUAAAAAUUAUUUUAUUCUCUAAAAGUUAAAAUAAACACUUGUUUUUGUAAAACAAAAUAUAAGUUAUUAAAGUUACCAUUUUUUUUUUUUUUAAUACGAAUUAAUUAUUAACGCAAUUUUGUAGUUCAAAAAAUCUCGAAAAAAUCUUUUUGUGUUCCUGCCAUGUUUAACUUAUAUUUUGUAUUUUAUAGUAUUGUUCAAAUUUAUUUUAAAUUAAUUUUAAUUAUAUUUUAUUAAUCUAUUUGAAGAUUCUGUAUUGUUUAAUAGGGGUGUGGCAAAAAGGAGGGGUGACUUUGAAACAAAUGCGUAACUAUACUGUCUUUUGUUCCUUGGCGCUAUGUGGUAGCAUAAUAAUUGUAAGAAUUUCCCUCCCUAAAUCUUAUUAAUCGUUUCAACCCUUACUUUCUGCCACAUCAUAUAUAUAUAAAUAAUAAAAUAUGUUAUUUAAUUCGUUGAAACAA